Molecule: messenger RNA, 372 nt
Organism: Pogonomyrmex barbatus (red harvester ant)
Lineage: Eukaryota; Metazoa; Arthropoda; Insecta; Hymenoptera; Formicidae
Source: RefSeq, a predicted model, not a curated record
AUGAAAUGGAAGACUUCCAGUACAAUACUUGUGUACAAAAAAGGAGACCGGGGCAUGCUGGAGAACUGGCGCCCUCUCACUUUGGGGGACACCGUCUCCAAACUCUUCGCCGCGAUUCUUGUCAAUCGUCUGACCGACUGGGCGGUUACCAACUGCCGGCUUAGUCCCGCCCAGAAAGGCUUUUUGAGGGACGAGGGAUGCUUCGAGCACAAUUUCGUCCUUCAGGAGGCCCUGACUGACGCGAGGAGGAGCCGGAGGCAGGCGGUCGUCGCGUGGCUGGACCUGUCCGACGCGUUUGGAUCGAUCCCGCACGCGACGAUCCGCCGUGCUCUGGCUGGAGCGGCGGUGCCUAAGGAUCUCAUAAAUAUAUAG